Molecule: messenger RNA, 843 nt
Organism: Acaulospora colombiana
Lineage: Eukaryota; Fungi; Glomeromycota; Glomeromycetes; Diversisporales; Acaulosporaceae
Source: the annotation of a GenBank genome assembly
GGGAACAGUGAUUCUGGGAAAGUUGUUCCCGAGUCUACUGCUGCUGGAGAUGUUACUAUCAAGGCCGACGAAGGCACCAAAAAGGAUAACUCAGGGGCUACCUCUGAGUCAAAAACACUCGCUGAGGCCUUUGCAUCUCCUGGCAACACUCUGCCCUCAGACUCAUCUGUGUCCCUCGAUGUUUUUGUGACACCUAGCGAAACACCAGCACAGAGUUUGAGCCCAGUUCUUCCAGAUGCAUCAAAAAAGUCUGAUGUACCAGCUUCCCUGCCCACUACUCUAGCCCGGUCGGUGGAAGCAAAUGACGGGGAAUCAAAACCGGAGGAUUUCGAGCCCCCAACGCCUACACCCCACUCAGUCGGCUUUAGCAAAGUUGAUGCAAUCAAGGCUACAGGAAAGAGUCACCAGCGCAAUACGUCAGUGAGUUCCAUACGCAGUGAUGGGUCCAACUCGAGAACUCCAAGACCAUCUACUCCCAACAACUCACAAGCUAGUCCUCGAACUUCCAUGAUCGGAAAGCCUUCAUCCUCAUCAAGACCCUCCACUCCAAAUAAAUCUGGUGCACCUCCUCCAGUACCAAGGCGUGCUGCUGCCCGUAAUGCCGCCAAGCCCAAUGUCACACCUGCUAAACAGCGUGGUUCGGGGGAUAAGGGAGGAGACAAAGAAAAUUCUGACAAAAUGGAUACUCCUGAAUCCAAGCCAGAGGUUGAAGCUGCUUCUACACACGAACCAACGAAUAAAACAGAUAUCAAUGCUGAAACCCCGACGGCCGCGGCAGGUGAAGGGACCUCAGGAGGGACCGAGCAGCCAGUUACGGCUUUAUCAAGUUCAGAGAAUGCCGCU